Messenger RNA from Suillus clintonianus, 1545 nucleotides. RefSeq names its product cytochrome P450. Lineage: Eukaryota; Fungi; Basidiomycota; Agaricomycetes; Boletales; Suillaceae. The coding region runs from base 1 to 1545 and encodes 514 amino acids. The transcript is spliced from 13 exons. Gene Ontology annotation, molecular function: heme binding; monooxygenase activity; oxidoreductase activity, acting on paired donors, with incorporation or reduction of molecular oxygen. The record is from RefSeq and is a predicted model, not a curated record.
AUGCUACAGCUGCCUGACCUGCGAAUUUCUGACAACACGCAGCUCGCUCUCGGUACUACGGCUUGUCUUGGAGUGGUGGUAGGAUUGAUUGCUCGGGCUUACCUUCCCAAAUCAGAGAGUGGUCUUCCUCUUCCACCCUCCCCUCCCACUUGGAGACUUCUGGGUCACUUCAUACCCCCUCGCAAAACAUUUCUCACUGUAGCGGAAUGGAUUGACGAGCACGGUCCCCUAGUUACCAUUCGAUUUGGAACUGAGAAAAUCGUGAUUAUCGGCCGUCACAGUGCCGUGGUGGAUAUUAUGGAGAAGCAGGGCGGCUCGCUAGCUGACCGUCCUCGCCUCGUUGCUGCUGGAGAAAUCCUUAGUGGCGGACUGUCCAUUAUCUUUACACCUGCUGGGAGCAUGUGGCGUCGGAUGCGUAGAGCGCUUCAUACGCAUCUCCAGCCUAAAGCAGCUGAGGAAUAUCAGCCCCUGCAGAUGUCACACGCAAAGAACAUGGUCCUCGACAUUCUCGAAGAUCCAGCCAACUUCUACAACCAUGCGGCAACUUUUGCUGCGGCGACGGUGAUGAAAGUUGCGUAUGGGAAGACUACGCCUGCAUCUGCUACUGAUCCUGAAGUAAGACAAGCCCAAGAGCACUUUCAAAUACUUCGUACAACCCUACGCCCUGGUGCUUAUUUGGCUGACUUUAUCCCGUGGCUCAAAUACCUUCCUUGGUAUGCCCAAGACUUAAAACGGAGGUUUGAGAAGGACAAGCAGAUCCAUACUGAUCAGCUGAACCGCGUAAAACGGCAAAUUCAAAGCAAUGCGGAUGUUGGCCCUUCGUUCAUGAGAUAUAUGCUAGAAAACACCGAACUCCAUGGUUUGACAGAGACGGAGAUGGCUUUUCUUGCUGGCGGCUUCUUUGCUGCAGGAUUUGAUACGACUACUAUGGCAAUAUGCACUGUGCUGAUGGCAGCCGCAUGUUUCCCCGAUGAGCAAGCUAAAGUUCAGGCCGAGAUUGAUGCGGUCGUCGGAGGGCACCGAGUACCGACCUUCGCUGACGAAGAGUCCCUCCCUAAUCUGCAUGCCUUCAUCUCUGAGGCUUUGAGAUGGAGACCGCUGGUUCCUAGUGGAUUGGCUCACCGAACAACUAAGGAGGUGGUUUGGGCAAAGAAGAAUCAUCUGGCCCAUCAGAGGAACUAUUGUAUUCCAGCUGGGACUACGGUAGUUGGUCAUCAUUGGUCCAUCUCUCGAGACCCAGACGUCUUCCCGGAACCUCAUGCGUUCAAGCCCCAGCGCUGGAUUGAUGACCAAGGACGCCUUAGGGACGAUCUUAAAUUCUUUGUCUUCGGGUUUGGUCGUCGCAUAUGCCCCGGUCAACACGUCGCGACCAGAUCGGUGUUCAUAACCUCACUUCUUAAUCUUUGGGCUUUCCAUCUGACUCUGGAUCCUACGAAGCCGCUGGAUGACAUGGGAUUCAUGAGGGGUAAUGUCGAGUCGUGCACUGUUGAAUUUAAGACGAGGGUUCCGGAGACCGAGCUGAGGCGCAUAAUGCAGAAUUACUAG